AGGCCCCAUACCAACAUGGCCAACAGACAUUAGCACAUGGCUUUGGCUUUGGUUAGUAACAAACACUUAACCUCCAUCUUGUAUAAAUAAUCCCUCUUCUAUGAGCCUUUUCAUCAUCAAUCAAAAGCAUAAUCAGUUCAGCCAUAAAAAUUCUCUAAAUUUCUUAUUUACUCUCUUGUUUCCAUUCUUCCAAAAAAAAUGACAAUGAUCGGUACCAAGAAACUCAUCAAAAUGGCCAGGAGAUGGCAGAAGUUUGCAGCCGGGCAAAGGAAGAGGAUUUCAUUUUCAAGAAAUGGUAGUGAUGCAGAUGAUUGUAGUACGUCUUCAUCGUCUAUAGCUGAAAAAGGACAUUUUGUAGUAUAUACAAUUGAUCAAAAGCGCUUCAUGAUUCCCUUGGUUUAUCUUGAAAAUGAGGUCAUUAGGCAGCUUUUAAUCAUAUCUGAAGAAGAGUUUGGUCUGUCAAGUGGUGGCCCUAUUACAUUACCUUGUGAUUCAGCUUUUAUGGACUACAUCAUUUCGCUAAUAAGGAAAGGCCUAACUGCAGGAGAUCUUCACAAAGCAUUGCUCCUGUCAUUUCCUUCAUGUUAUUGUUCGACUUCUUCUCUGCUCCAAGAAAGUGGAAACCAACAGCUUCUUGUUUGUUGAGUCAUAAUCAACAUUAUUUAUACUACAUCCUAGAUCAAAAUAGUUUUUAGAUAGGCCAUUGACUAACAAACAAAAUUGUAAAGUGCAUCACACAGAUUGAAUUUUAUUUAAUCAGAGAAAGUUUACCAUA
This is a messenger RNA of Solanum lycopersicum (tomato), 775 nucleotides long. Its product is annotated as auxin-responsive protein SAUR68-like. Lineage: Eukaryota; Viridiplantae; Streptophyta; Magnoliopsida; Solanales; Solanaceae. The record is from RefSeq and is a predicted model, not a curated record. Gene Ontology annotation, biological process: response to auxin.